Messenger RNA from Symbiodinium necroappetens, 849 nucleotides. The record is from the annotation of a GenBank genome assembly. NCBI's taxonomy places the organism in Eukaryota, Dinophyceae, Suessiales, Symbiodiniaceae.
AUGGCUUCCGUCGACCGGGAAGUGAGUGGUACUGACGUCUCCUUUGAGCCCGCGAAGAAGGGUGAUCCCGUGUCCGUCUCCAGUAAGCAGGAGUCAACUCUUUGGAAGAGCAUGAUGGAGAGGUAUCAUGGAACUGGUUGGCGUGACGCCCUGGACGAGCAGGAAGCAGAAGUAGCAGAGGCCGAACGGGAACUAGGAGAAAAAAAUGAUGAAGAGGAGCUGCUUGCGGAAAAGCCGGAGGCCGCGACGAAGGGGCUAGGAGCGGACCCCUCGGGGUCGCCCAGCCGGGAACUCGUGGAGCGGCUGCGGAGCUUGCAAGGGGCAGGAACCGUUUCGGGUGCUACUUCCCUUGCUUCGGGUGGCGGGGCGGUAGUGGACCAGCUGAGAAGAAAGCUGGCUGAGCCGUAUGAUCCGAGCAUGGAGAGCUUGGGCCGCUACCAGAACAGGGUCACGAGAGUGGCUGAGGCCCUGGAGAUGAGUGGUGAGUUUGUUGACGCGACUGAGAUAGCUGUCCUUCUUAUGAGGGCGGAGAUCCAAGAUAGUCUCAAGGGCCUUGGUCGUGAUGAACAGUUACAGCAACUGAAGUUGCGGUUCGCGCAACAGCUUGUGGAUGGCGCGGAUGGUGAGGAGGAAAGGGAGGUGCGUCUCUCGACCCUUCUUACAAUGGUGGAGGAACGAGGAGGCAAGCUGUCGGGAAAGAAGGAGAAACUGUUCAGCGGCUCCGAUCUGUCGCCUGCUAAGUUAAGGAAGUUCCGAAGUCGCAAGCCCUCGGAGGGCUGGAAGUGGCGACUGCAAAGGCUAAGCCGGAAUCCCUUGAGAGGCCGAGAUCUGGAGCAGUUCCCCUGUUGA